AUGGCUGUGAACCAGAGCCACACCGAGAACCGUCGCGGUGCCCUCAUCCCCUUCGGCGAAAGUGUCUUGAAGCAGAGUCAGGAUGUGGACCUCUCCUUCCUACAGCAACCAGUGGGAUCUGAUCUCUUUAAUGGUACAAAAAGAGGAACAUUGUUUCUCACUUCAUACCGGGUGAUCUUCGUGACUUCACACUUAGUCAAUGACCCCAUGCUUUCUUUUAUGAUGCCAUUUGGUCUGAUGAGUAAUUGCACCAUUCAACAACGAAUCUUUGCCCCCAACUACAUUAAAGGAACCAUUCAGGCAGCUCCGGAUGGUGGCUGGGAAGGACAGGCUAUUUUUAAAUUAUCCUUCAGAAAAGGAGGUGCCAUUGAAUUUGCCCAGCUGAUGAUGAAAGCUGCCUCUGCUGCUGCCAGAGGAAUUCCACUUGGAAGUGUAAAUUACUGGUUUGGCACUUCAGGACUCUAUAUAAUUACUGCACCAGGGGGCAUGAUGUGUACCCAACAGACACCUUGUCCAGCAUACCCAGUUGUGGUCUACAGACCCCCACCACCAGGAUACAGAGCCCCACCAGCAGGAUAUGGAGCAUCGCCUGCAGGGUAUGGAGCCCCACCAGCUGGAAAUGAAGCCCCACCUCCAGCAUAUGAAGCUCCACCUGCUGGAAAUAGAGCUGCCUCUCACAAAUCUGUGGCAGCCCAGCCGGAGGCUUCUCUUCCAUCUACGUCAUCUUCUCAGGCUCAUUUACCACCUUCUAAGAAGUAA
Lipotes vexillifer (Yangtze River dolphin) is the source of this 759-nucleotide messenger RNA. RefSeq names its product WBP2 N-terminal like (gene WBP2NL). Lineage: Eukaryota; Metazoa; Chordata; Mammalia; Artiodactyla; Lipotidae. Gene Ontology annotation, biological process: positive regulation of DNA-templated transcription. Gene Ontology annotation, molecular function: chromatin DNA binding; transcription coactivator activity. The coding region runs from base 1 to 759 and encodes 252 amino acids. The record is from RefSeq and is a predicted model, not a curated record. Gene Ontology annotation, cellular component: nucleus. The transcript has 7 exons.